Messenger RNA from Homarus americanus (American lobster), 1011 nucleotides. RefSeq lists its product as uncharacterized. Bases 80 to 658 code for a protein of 192 amino acids. The record is from RefSeq and is a predicted model, not a curated record. The transcript is spliced from 5 exons. Lineage: Eukaryota; Metazoa; Arthropoda; Malacostraca; Decapoda; Nephropidae.
ACACACCUUCACCGUUCUCAGCGACGAGUACUCCAGAGGUUUCCUUAACCUCCAUCAGCUCUUCACCGCCUCCCUCAGGAUGAAGAUGUCCUACGUGAUGGUGCCCGUCGCACUGGCCCUCCUGCUGGGUGUGGCCUCCUCUACCCUGGUGAUUCCCCUGGCCACCACCGCCGGCACCUCCUUAGCCAUCACCGCUGGGACAGGUAGUCUCGCAGGUGUCGCAGCAGCGGCCGCGGGAGUUGCCGGGGUGGGCCUGGUAGCAUCUGCUCUCCUUUCGAGGCGAAGAGAAGAACCUCGAGGCUACGGAGCUGCACCUGACAGACGCUACAAGAGGGACGUCGAUGAAGAGAGGCUGGAGGAACUCUUCGCUAUGGUCGCCAAGAUGGACACACAUGGGUGCGGGAUGCGUCACGUGUGUGAAGUGUAUAAGAAGCCAGAACACCAACUGAACCUUCGUGAGCACACUAUCAGAGCGCUGCUGGGGGACAAGCCAGAACCAGUGUCACCCAAGAAGGCGAAGCAUCCUCGCUCAUUCUACCAGUCAGCAGCUGUGUUGGGCCGGGAAGGUCAGGACUGUUACAACCUCUACACUUCCUGCCCUCUUACCUAUGAGGAGGUCAAUGAGUACCUCGACAACCUCGACCUUCAGGUUAAGUAGAACCUUGAGGCACUACUAGCAGCAGCAGCAGCAGCAGCAGCAGCAGUAGCAGCAGCAGUAGUGAUAGCAGCUCAGCAGUGGUAACAAAGAGAAUAUCGACAAGAGCUACUAUUGGCAUCUGAAAAUAUAUCUUUUUGCACGUUUUGUCUUCUUUCUCAAGAUGUUGGCUCGAUAUUGUUUAAUUCAGAAAGUAUAUAUAAUAUUGUUUAUAAUCUUAGCCACUUAUCAGCUUACCAGCCGUUCGGGCGGUUGGUCUAUCCAGUGUAAGGAAUUCUGGUUCCUUCCAUAUGUUUUAGUAUCAUUACAUAUCUCUAGUUUUGCAAUAUAAAAGAAAAUAAAUGUUUUCCUGAAAA